Gymnogyps californianus (California condor) is the source of this 1068-nucleotide messenger RNA. RefSeq names its product AN1-type zinc finger protein 5-like. The coding region runs from base 1 to 456 and encodes 151 amino acids. Gene Ontology annotation, molecular function: zinc ion binding. The record is from RefSeq and is a predicted model, not a curated record. NCBI's taxonomy places the organism in Eukaryota, Metazoa, Chordata, Aves, Accipitriformes, Cathartidae. The transcript is spliced from 4 exons.
AUGGGAAGAGACUAUGAACUCACCACGUCCAAUAUCUUCAAGGGCAGGUUAAGGAAAUGUUUGAUACUGAUUCUUAUGACAAUAAACGUGCCUGUUGCCGCUUUGCCUGUAAUGCAGCAAAUGACAGAAAUGAGCAUUUCGAGAGAGGAAAAAGUAUCACUGAAAACAGAGAUUGAGCCAGUUGUUACUCAACCAAGCCCAUCAGUUUCUCAACCUAGUACUUCACAGAGUGAAGAGAAAGCUUCUGAACUGCCUAAACCAAAGAAGAACAGAUGUUUCAUGUGCAGAAAGAAGGUUGGCCUUACAGGAUUUGAUUGCCGAUGUGGAAACUUAUUUUGUGGACUUCAUCGUUAUUCUGACAAGCAUAACUGCCCAUAUGAUUACAAAGCAGAAGCUGCAGCAAAAAUCAGGAAAGAGAAUCCAGUUGUGGUGGCUGAAAAAAUCCAGAGAAUAUAAACUAGCCUACUUGUGAAAAGACUGACUUUUAUUUGUUUUAUUUUAAUAUAUCCUAGGAAAGCAUUAAAGAGCAGAUGCAUGGCCAUUUUCCUUUGUUCUCCAAAGUUUUAAUUUUAGCCUUGUCUGUCUUGAUAUUUCAGAAUGUUUGGGUGUUUGUUACAGGCAGAAUUGAAUAGAUACAGCCCUUGAAAAUGUAUAUGCUCUCCUCAGAAUAUGAUUAGAUGAUCAGAACCUGCACAGGAAUACACAUGCACAGAGGACAGGCUCUAGUUCACAUGCCAAACAGAUGUAUACUAUCUGCGUGUUUGCAGCAGAUCUGUCUUUUGAGAUGUUCAAGGUGUAUAACACUAGCCAAAGACUAUGUGCCUGUUAGGGAGAAGGAUAUGUCAGAAAGGUUGGCGGUCUACUUCUAUCAUUUAAAAUCUUGUUCUACUUUUAGUUUCCACACUCCAUUGUUUUCCAGCAGAAUGUAAGCCAUGUAGAGGGCUCUACCUUCCAGUAAGAUGAGUGUUGGUGCCAUAUUUAAUAAGUUAUUUAAUAAUUGCAGUGGGAAAAAUGGAAAAAAUCAGAUAUGUAUGAAAAGAAAACUAUUUUGGAACAGAUUACAUUAAC